This is a messenger RNA of Oreochromis aureus, 10339 nucleotides long. RefSeq names its product thyroid hormone receptor alpha b (gene thrab). Gene Ontology annotation, biological process: positive regulation of transcription by RNA polymerase II; negative regulation of transcription by RNA polymerase II; cell differentiation. NCBI's taxonomy places the organism in Eukaryota, Metazoa, Chordata, Actinopteri, Cichliformes, Cichlidae. The record is from RefSeq and is a predicted model, not a curated record. Gene Ontology annotation, molecular function: zinc ion binding; nuclear receptor activity; RNA polymerase II cis-regulatory region sequence-specific DNA binding. The transcript is spliced from 11 exons. Bases 822 to 2051 code for a protein of 409 amino acids.
CGUGUAGUAUUUCUUUUUCGCUUCUUUCCCCCCGCUGUCGUUGCAGCCCAUCCAAACGCUACUGGAAGGCAACAAAAAGGGGAAACAAACGGCUCGAAUCCGCGCUGAAGCUUUGCACGAAGGAGCACUGGGGGUUGUUGUCCGAGCGCGGAGAUAAUUUGACGGUACGAGGCGCAGCAGCUUGGCCGAGGAAUGGGCUCGGAGUGAGGGGACGGGGGAGCCAUCCAGCGCUUCUCUACUGCUACACUUGUGCAUGAACCCGGGGACUUUCUCCCGCUUUAUUUCCGCCUCGUAUCCCAGCUGGAAGUUGUGUCCAAACCGCGUGGGGAGUAACUGAAGAGUCUGCGAAGACCUGUGUUGGGAUAAAAGCUGUAUUCAAAUCUAAAGAAAGGGCACUGAAGUGAAGGCAGCUGACAACCAAGAACAGAGGCAAGGAGGACUGCACAACGCAGGAGGCCUGGGGGAAAUCAUUAACUCCACGCUCGCGCAGUAUGACUGCCUGGAUCCCACUCCUCCCUCUGCGUUCCUGAGACUGUCAUCCACCUCCAGCCCUGGCCUCAAGGCCAGCUGAUUUACCCGUGGAGCCUCCAUCAUCUUUCAUAUUUUCCAGCAUCACCGUGAGCAACGACACACCAGGUGCACUCCUUUUGGAGAAACGCCCAAAACCCACCUUCCAAGGACCCCAGGGACCGGCCCCUAGGGACCGGCCCCUGUUAUGUUUUGUUGACCGACUCGUCCCAACCGGCGAAUGACAAGUGUGCAUCCGAGGGUGGGGCUUGCCUCAGUCUCUCAUGAUUGGCUGCUGGAUGGAAUUAAGGUGAAUGGAACACAUGCCCAAGGAGCAGGACUCUAACCCAUCAGAGGGAGAAGAGAAACAGUGGCUCAAUGGCCCAAAAAGGAAGAGGAAGAACAGCCAAUGUUCGGUGAAGAGCAUGACUGGGUACAUUCCCAGCUACCUCGAAAAGGAUGAGCCAUGUGUGGUGUGUGGCGACAAGGCCACAGGUUACCACUACCGCUGCAUUACCUGCGAGGGCUGCAAGGGUUUUUUUCGUAGGACCAUUCAAAAGAACCUCCACCCGACCUACUCCUGUAAGUACGAUGGUUGCUGCAUCAUCGACAAGAUCACCCGCAACCAGUGCCAGCUGUGCCGCUUCAAGAAGUGCAUUGCUGUGGGCAUGGCCAUGGACUUGGUACUGGAUGACUCAAAGCGGGUGGCUAAACGGCGCCUGAUUGAGGAGAACAGGGAGCGGCGUAAGAAGGAGGAGAUGGUAAAAUCCCUCCAGAGCCGUCCGGAGCCCACGGGGGCCGAGUGGGAGCUGAUCCGCUUGGUGACAGAGGCCCAUCGUCACACCAAUGCUCAGGGCUCACAGUGGAAGCAGAAGCGCAAAUUUCUGCCAGAGAAAAUCGGCCAGUCUCCAGUCGCUCCAACAUCAGACGGAGACAAGGUGGACCUGGAGGCCUUCAGCGAGUUCACCAAGAUCAUCACUCCCGCCAUCACCCGUGUCGUUGACUUUGCCAAAAAACUGCCCAUGUUCUCUGAGCUGCCUUGUGAAGACCAGAUCAUCCUGUUGAAGGGCUGCUGCAUGGAGAUCAUGUCCUUGCGCGCAGCCAUGCGCUACGACCCGGACAGCGAGACGCUGACGCUCAGUGGGGAGAUGGCUGUGAAGCGGGAGCAACUGAAGAACGGCGGGCUGGGCGUGGUGUCGGACGCCAUCUUUGAUUUGGGCAAGAGCCUGGCACAGUUCAACCUUGACGACACGGAAGUGGCGCUCUUGCAAGCCGUGCUUCUCAUGAGCUCAGAUCGCUCAGGCCUGACCUGUACGGACAAGAUCGAGAAGUGCCAGGAGACGUACCUGCUGGCGUUCGAGCACUACAUCAACUACCGCAAGCACAACAUUCCCCACUUCUGGCCGAAGCUUCUGAUGAAGGUGACGGACCUGCGGAUGAUCGGGGCGUGCCACGCCAGCCGCUUCCUUCACAUGAAGGUGGAAUGUCCCAACGAACUCUUCCCCCCGCUCUUCUUGGAGGUCUUCGAGGACCAGGAGGUGUGAGACACACUUGCCGGCACGCAAAGGGAAGAGAAAGUUGGAGCGAAACAGAAGAUGGGUUAGUCCAUCGUGUUUGUGGAGGAAGAAUGGAGGGAGAAUCCUCUCUGCAGGAAUCUGCAUUUCUCUGACAUCACAUUCACAGUAUGUGGUUUUAAAACUGGAAACAACAAUAUCAGAAACAACACACCAGCAACAGGAGAGUGAAGCAAACAGAGGAUUUUGUUUUGUGAACACCCUCUUCUCCACCUCUUUCUCCUCCCUAUACCAACCCCUGUUUUAAAAUCUGUUUGGGGGCCCUUCUGUCUGAGCAUGAUGUCUUAUCUAGUAAGAGUUGUAGCCAUUUGCCAAGACACAAACACACAGACACACACACACACACCCACUCACAGCCUGUUCCACCUCAGUUCUUCAGGGCAGCACUCUUUGCAGGGUCAGUUUCCCCUCCUUGGUUUUAUUGUAGCGGUCACAGAUUUACACUUGUCUUGAAGCCCAUGUUUCCAGCGUCAAAGCUGGCCAGCACCUCUCAGUAUUAUUUCUGAAUAAGUGUUAAGGCAUUGAUUCAGAAGGUAUGGACAGUAGUGUCAUAUCGUUGCUCACAGUCAUGCAGGCGCACGCAAUCAGCAGACACUGCACAUUAAAAUUUCAGCAGACGUUGUAAACGUUUCCGUGGUGUAUAACGGCGGCAGUAAAGCAGAGCAGCCACACCACUUAUCAAUUACUCAACUCAAUCUGAGCCAUGACAGCUGUUUUUGGAGCUUGUUCUUCUCAUAUCCCUGUGAAACCGGUGCUAUAUUUAUAUAAGGCUACUCCAGUUUUAUGAAAUUGUGUUCUCUACCUUUGAAAAACAUACAGACCAUGGCUCCAUAUCAACCUUCAUUUUUGUCAUUGGACCGGUUCCUGUGACAUACAGCACACACACAUACGCACACACACAUGAGCAGACUUGCCUUGUCAUUGCCUAUGCUGCUUGUGCCAGCAGCCUACCAUCUUAUGAAUGACAAGUAAGCCCUUCUCUGUCUGAAGAGUUACAGCAUUGAAGGAAGGGAAGGAAGCGAAAAAGAAGGGGGAGGAGAAAGGGAGAUGCUUAGAGGGGAGGCGGGAGAAAAGGAAGGCACAGGGACAGAGAGAGGAAUUACACCGUAAAAGCUGGACUAUAGAUUCUGAGCCAGGGGUCAGAAGUAAAUCUCCCACACCCAACCUCCGAGGAGGUUCUGAAUAGCAGCAAACACCAGCAAGACGGCAGGGCUCAUCACGUACACACACUGACUCUCUUUUUGUCUUUUUAACUCUCUCACACACACACACGAAAACACACAUCACCUCAGAGUAACGUGAAUGCCUCAUUUUACUGUAUGCACUGCACGGCAGUGUUGAUAUACAGCCCUAACCUGCAGGGUUUGUACAGAGUCCUCUUCUCGUGGGCUCAACUCAGUGUGGCCCCUCCAGGCUUCCAUACACAUUUGCCUUCUGUUUUGAUUUUUUUCUUGUUUUUUGGUUAUUUUAUUCUAUUUUUUUUAUUUUAACAUGGGCGUCACUGAGAGCAGGCAAAUGCCAAGAAGGCUACCAUUUACCUCAAAGUGGACACACCCCUAGGCUGGGGCAGCAUUACUGCCCCUGUGGUGUCAGGCACUACCUCACCUCUGUGGACACAGGGCAGCUGCCCACAGCCUACACACAGACAUACACCAUUCGAGUUGGAGCAUGUGUAGAAUGACACACAGAUGUGCAUAGCUUUUUGCGGAGGUGCACACUCGUAGACAUGGAAAGACACAAACAUUCGCAGAAUACACACACAUACACACAGCGCUAUCACUUGGUUCAAAUGAAAUACCACUGAAGACAGGAGGGCCAACCAUCCCCCUGGAAGGUUUUACCCCCUUCCAGGGAGUGGUACCCAUAACAUUCGGGUUAUCUCUUUUUUUAAUUUUUUUUUUAUUUUAUCAAGUGGGACCAAGUGUCAUCUUUUCAAAUUUGGAUUUACCAGUUUCUCUAAAGACAGAAACCGACUCGCAGAAGCAACGAAGGACAGCGUGGGAUGUGCAGCCCAUUAAAGCAAAAAGCAGCAAGAGGAACAAUUACACAGAGUUACCAAUAAGUCAAGGUGGCCACGCCCGUCAAAUCAGCAUGCAAAGAUUUCCAUCUGCAUGGUGAUGACGUACCACGCUACACUUAUGAUAGAUGCCACUGGAGCUUGGUAAAUAUUUUCAUGGAAAAUUUCAGCUUUCUGUCAUGCAUGGGCAGAGUGUUUGACAUAAAAAAUGAUGGAGUGAAGCCUGCUCACAGGCAACUCAACCGCACUUCUAGCUUCCCAACGCUCACUACUAUAGCAGUAAUAUCUCAGCUCAAACAUCCAUGGCAGAUAUGAUAAGUUUACCCUCCAAAUGACCAUACAAGAGUGUUUGAUUUGAUUUCAAAAGCUCACUCUGCUCAAUCCAAUUCUGGGGCCAAGCCAAAUCUAACUGGGUUGAAAGAAAUCUAGUCUAUUUUCUAUCCAAUACCGAGCUGUAGUUUAUACUGGGCGCAUGCACACGAGUUAUCCACACCCCCUCAGAGCUUGAGUGCAGUUGGGAGGGGAGAGGAACUGGAACACCGUCUUUGGGCACAGCGGUGGAGUCUGGUUUGACUCUUCCUAAAGUCCAUCACCACCUCUAGAGAUCCAUCCCCACUCUUCUUUUUUCUACCCUCCUCUUGUCCAGUCCGUGACAUUGCCCUUUCUGGAGCCUAGCUCAAGUCUAAUACCGCCCCGCCAUCAAUAUGAUAACAGACCCCACUCAGCCAGGCUGGUGGGAGUUUUUGCACUAAUGCAACAGCCCAUAAACUCUCCUUUUCAGAUUAGUUUCCCCAAUUAAAAUUGACCACAAAUGGUAUCCUGAGCUGCUCUGUGUAACGGGGCCUUUUCUCUUGCAGUGGACUCGGCCCUAAACCUGUCCUGUUGUCAGUAUUACACCAGUAGAACCAAAACAGCCCAGAAGCAGGGGGCAGAGAUCCCUCCCUAGGAGGGCUUUCUCUUUAUCCGUGUAGUACUCACUGUCCCAUACCAGAGCCCACUCAAAUUUCACUUUAAGCCCUCCUCUGAACACUGAAAAUCCUCUCCUUUUCCCAAAGCAUCCUAGCUGUCACCACUGAGCAGUUCAUACCCAGUUUUGUCCAGAUUCAUUCACACCAAACAGGAUCCAGGCCUUGUGAAACAAGGCUGGCCAUAACUGCCCUUUUAGAGUGGCGCCACCAAUUGAAUGUGACCGGCAAAGCAGCAGGGACGAGAGACUGGAGUGUGAGAAUGCGAGGAUGCAAGAGAAGAAGAAAGGACAGGACAGGAAACAAACAAACAAACAAACAAAGCUGAGGCCCCAACCCUCACUGCCAUCAUUGACAUGGGCGAGAGGGGGUGAUGUGGCUGGUUGCAGAGACGAUGUCGUCAAACACACGGAGGAAGGGCGGAUGUCCCCUUCGGCUCCCACGCAGCCCCACGCGAACCCCCGCUCCUGUGCCAGCUGACGACCCCAAAUGUCCUCCCUCAGCUUCCUCUGUAAGGAUAACCUCCAACGUUCAGAUUGUGAGGAUCAGGAAGACAGAUCCCGCAUUCCUGAGAUGCAGGUUUGGGAUUCCAACACAUCUUUGUAAAAGAACCGAAAAAGAAAUCGACGUCCUUUGUUGUCGUGAGCUGACUGGGUAUGUGCGUGUGACAGUAGGGGUUAUAAUGCUGCUUUUUACCUUCUGAGUCUGAUGUAGAUUAAGAAAACAAAAGAUAUAUGAAAAGGAUUUUACAUCCAUCAAACAAUAUGAAAAAAAAGAUGACUUUAAAAAAAAGACUCCUGAACAAAAUUAUUGGAGAUUUUUUUUUCAUUUUAUCAUUGUUUUCUUAUAUUUCUGUUUGUUUGUUUGUUUGUUUUGACGCUUCAACUGCUCUGUGUAAAAGAAAAACAAAACAGCUGUUGUCACUUUUUGACCAUGUGUGCAGUGUAACAUAGAAAAAACUUCACUUCUUUUUCACGUCUAUAGUUUGUGUUUGUAAGCCAACUGAUCUGUUUGUCCGUGUGUCUGUCCAGUUGUCCGUCCCCUUUUAUCAGGAGAAAAUUUACAACCAACAAAAAAAAAACAGGAAUUUCUUUUUUAUAUAUAUAUUUUGUUCCUUUUUUUUAAUGAAAUACAUCUUUGGAGGAAAGAAAAAAAACAAAUAGAAAAAAAAUAAUGCAACAUAAACUGAAAAUACAAAAAAAAACAAAAAAACUGAAACACAAUCUUGUCAUACCUCACACAACACGAGACUCAAAGGAACUUGGGAGGAGUCAUAUUUUGCAGGCACAUGUGAAAGUUCAGAGAUGCAUAUAUAGAUUUUAAAAAAAUGUACAUGUCGAGAUAAUAUGUGCUUGUGUACGCAUCAGUGUAAGUUACAAAAGGACUCUUCCCUCAAGCUUUGGUGCCCUCUAGAUUAUUGAUUUGGUUCUCGAAUGACAGGAGGUGCAACUUAAACGCAAGAAAAUGUUGAGACAUCAGCUCUGAGCUCUGCCAACGUGAGCACUUCACCUUAAAGGCACAGUCUUUAGACAGUAAACCUAAAAUGUGAAUGGCCCAGAGACUGAGGGAUUUUGACUUCUGUAAUAGCUGAGUGUUUUAUGGAAUUGAAUGUAGCUGACAGGAGGGGGCUGGACCUGAGCCCGGCACCCACAACCUAACUUCCACACACCAGCAGAGAGGAUAGUGGUGUCACAUAGACGUUACAAAACAACCAACAAAACUGAGAAUAUAUAUAUUGCCCGUCUGCAAGGUGCAAUACUAUGUUAUGUAUUUUUCUAUGAUUUGUGUUUUGUUUUGUUUUUUUCAUUUACAGCUUAUUUUGGCCAUAACCAAGGAUGUAAAUACAAAAACAUACAACACUCGAAGAUUCAUUGUAAAAAGUCAAUUUAACCGCUCCAUCCCAUUGUCAUGCAAGUGGAUAAAAGUAAAAAGAAAAAAAAGAGCAAAGUAAUGUGUAAUGCUUGUUACAUUUUUUUUUAUGUGUGCACCCUCUCACAUGUGCAUGCAGAUCCAUAUUCAGAAGUGCCCUGUGACAUUAAUCAUAAGCCCUGUGCCUCCUGUUGUUUGCAAAGAGAUCGAUGCAUAGCCCUCGUGUUCUCACGCUUCACAUGAAUGAUUAUAGUUUUGUGUGUGAGUGUGCGUUUACCUAUGGGAUCAGAUUCCGUUUUUCCAAACUAUUGAUGUGAGUGUUGCCAGCAGCUGCGGCAGUUAAAGGUCAGGAGUGCAGUGGGGGAUGCUUUAUUAAAGAGACGCUUCACCCCAAAGUCAAAUCUACAUGGCCCAUAGUAGAGCCGGGGUUCUCAAAGUGUGCUGCAGUGGCUCUCGAGGCAUUUUUGUGGCCCAAGUAAGAAUCCACUACUAUAUUAUUUUAUAUAUUUGCAUAUAUUUUAUUCAUCCACAGUUCUAUCAGGACCAAGAAGCCAAAAGUAAGACAUGACAGGAAAACAAGGACUUUAUUACAGUGUCAAAGAGCAGUGGAUAAAGAGGCAGGUCGAUCUAGCGAUAGGGAACCCAACAGAAAAAUAGGGAAAUAGGAAAACAACAGAAAAGACUUGGGAAAAGUGGGGCUUGACCAAGACCGAUAGGUAAGGGUGAUAAGCAACAGGUGAAUUCAAUAAGCAGAACAUGUUAAAAGAAAAGAAAAUUCAACAAUCAACUAAUUUUCUGAAGAUACACACACUGUAAAAAAAACUUUGAUUAAAUGUGCAUUUUUCUUGCACUCCCUAAAUCUGCAAUUGGUCAUCAAAACACCGAGAACCCCUGACCGAGAUUAUGUUGGUCUGAGUUGCCUUUUUUUUUCCAGGGAUAUGAGCUGCAGAAACAUCAGCCUUCUCUUGAGGAACAAUAUUUCUAACUGGCACAUUUGCUUUGUGCUACUUAAAAAAAGAAACUCCCCUAUCCAACUGAGAUUUCAGUCACCAAACGUAUCCCUGCACUGAAGGGAAGCAUGCAUCUACCAUGUGACAAGAAGCUCAUGCCUAUGACAGAAUGUGAACAUGACCAGCAUUCAUUUCAGCUGAGCGUUAAUGCUUUUCAUUUGCAAUGGCAGGCUUAGUUUAGUGCAAAGAAAACAGCCUGUACCUGAAACUGGUCAUGUCGCAACAAGGUUUCUGACUUAUCUGUAAGUAACUUCACAUUACUUCUGAGUUUUAUAGAUUUUGCGGCACUUAGUUACAUUAUAAUUAAAGAGAAAAUAGGCAUAUCUACAAAUGAUAUAUCAAAAACUGUGCAACUCACACCAAAAUAAUCCAGGUAGAUAAAUGUGUAUAUUUGAUUUUGGGUAACUUACAAAGGGAAGUGGGAUAGGGAGCAGGUUAUUAUUGGGCAUGAAUGCAAGUUGAAACAGCUGUUUAACACCCACAUCGUAGUUGUCAAAGUCUAAAAUGGAUUAGUCCUUUUGUCCACCAUCCCAAUGCCCCAAAAAGCCAGCCUAAAGACACUGAAUCCGAACUUUGAGGAUCAAUUUAACUGAAACCCGAAGUAGUUUGCAACAAGUACGUGAGGCCUCAUUAACACAAGUCAUUUCAGAUGCCAUUAGGGCCUACUUCCACAGGUCAUUUACUGAUGUGCUUGCACUUGCGACGCAUAAAGAUUACUUGUGCAUCUUGGAGAGACAAAUGUGUAUGUAUAGCAUUUCAGUAACUAGCUAAAAUGAGUCUGGAAUCACCUCUCGAAUUAGUUUCAGCAAUCAGAUCUCAGUCAGUUUUAAAUGCUUUUCUGGAUCCAUUUCCUUUUUUCGCUUCUAUGACAUUGAAUAGCUAACCAACCUUCCCACAAUGCAUAAAUUAAAAGUACAAAUGGUGUCUUAAAUGAUGCAAGUUUGAACCAAGCAUCAUAUUUUCAGCUCCAACUGUUUAAAGCUGAAAGUAAUUUUGGUUUAUAACAAUUGGUGACACCCCGAGCUCAAACAAAUCAUGCUGUUCCUCACCACAACAAGCAGACUGAUGUUUUUGAGGCUGGCUUUGUGGAGCUUCUCAGCCCUUCCCCUCCAUAGAUCCUGGUUUAUUCUCACAUGUUGACAUGUUGGACAAGGGUGGAGAUUGUCUGUAAUGUCUUUUGGUUUUAUGGUUGUUUUUGGUUCCCCUCUCCCCUCCCCCAUGCCAAAUGUAGAGUUUGUUAAGACAUGCAAGUAGCAAGAUGUCUAUGCAAUUUCCCUCCAAAUCCCUCCGACAGACAUGCUCACUGUAACAACUGUGAGCCGGUCUUGCUUAUGAAAUCAGAUUUGGCCCUUGCUUGAAUUCCAGAGGUUCUUUGCAUGACCCAGAGACCCUUGCUACUUUGUGUGGGUGCGGGCCAGGACUGUUGGGGUUAGCUGGCCUUUAGCCCAGCCUGCUUGGCUGGUCCUUAGGCUCAGUAAAUCUUCACAGUCGUCUGGGACCCAGAGAAGUAGGAGGGGUUCCGGGGAUGUUGUGGAGAACAAGGAUUCUACGAGACGUGCUGUUUUUUUGUAAACUGCUCAGAAAGUGGUGUGUGUAUGUAUAUGUGUGUUUGGAAUUUUGCUUGUGUGCGUCUAAUGCGAUGCUCUCAUUGUUUGGUGCGUUAAGGUCUCAGAGCCUCAAAUUACAAAAUUUAAACCAGGCCCUAAAUUCAGUCUUUCUUGAAUAUGUAGCUUUAAUCUUUGCAUAUCGCGACCAAGUUGCUGAAAUGUAUGCAUUCAAAGUAGUCGACGUUCAUAUGUGGAUUUUAUGUAGCAUAAGUAAGGUUAGUUAACCAUGUGCUUACCUCUGCUUUUGAAAUGUGAGGCAAGUGUUUGAUAGCAAAAAUCCAUUUUCCUUUAGCACUUACUUAGAAGCACUUUGAAUUGACCAAACCAACAGUAGGUAGAAGAUUCUUCAGAGGUAAUACUAUAAUCAUAAAUAUAUAUAUAUGUAUGUAUAUUUAAAUUGCACCCAAGCCAAAUGACUUUUGCACCAUUAAAUUUCUGUUCAAUCUGAAAGUAAAAACGGCAGAGGCCUUUGGGCAAAGCCAUGCAAUGAAAUGAUCAAUUAUAGCGUUUACAGUUAUUUUGAAUGAAGUGCAAUAAGUGGCUGAGUAAACAUUGUGAAUUUUAUUUGAUUUUUUUGUCUAAUCAGAUCUCUUUCUUACAUUUGUGUGAAAAUAAUGCACUGUCCCAUGAGAGCAUCGGCAAGACCCAGUACACACACAGACACACACACGUGCACGCACACACGCAAACACAGACCACUUUUUGUGAAUGGGUAAAGGAAGCUAUUGAAGGAUUCUCUCAGGUAAAAGAACAUUUUCUAAUAAAUGAUGAUGAACCUUGGAUGAAAAAA